AUUGGCUCGCCUUAGUGUAUUAGAAAAAUAAGAAGUGGUUCAAGUUAGUGUUAAGGUGACAGGAGCCUUGCUGUUUCCCUCCAUUCUUUGUUGCUUCUGAAAGUGUAUUAGUAGUUAACUGCCCUGACUCUUCCUGUAAAUGUUGAAUGCACCAUUACUGCGUCGAAAUGCCAUUCUGAACUCCUGUUUAAUCAACAUCCUAGACAAAUGCAAUUCAAUGUUAGAGCUAAAAAAAAUUCAUGCUCUUGUAAUCACUUUAGGUCUCUCUCAAGAUGAGCCUUUUGUAUCAAAAAUCCUUUCUUUCUCUGCACUUUCUGAUUCAGGAAACAUCAAUUAUUCCUGCUGGGUAUUAUUCUCUCUAUUGAACCCAACAAUCUUUAAUUGGAAUACAGUCAUUAGAGGCUACUCAAAGAGCAAAAAUCCAAAUGGAUCAAUAUCAGUUUUUAUUCAAAUGUUGAAAGUUGGAGUCUUUCCUGAUUAUUUAACAUAUCCAUUUCUUGUUAAGGCUUCGGCUCGCCUUUUGAAGCGAGAAUUAGGGUUUUCUAUUCAUGCACAUAUUAUAAAACAUGGCUUUGAAUCUGAUAGGUUCAUUUCGAAUUCUUUGGUUCAUAUGUAUGCUUCAUUUGGCGAUAUUUCUUGUGCACGAUACGUGUUUGAUGGAAUGCCAGUUAAGAAUUUGGUCUCCUGGAACUCUAUGGUGGAUGGUUCUGCAAAGUGUGGAAAUAUGGUUUUGGCACGUCAGCUCUUUGAUUUAAUGCCUGAUCGGGAUGUCUUGUCAUGGAGUUCUUUGAUUGAUGGGUAUGUUAAAAAUGGGGAUUAUGGAGAUGCUAUGGUGGUUUUUGAUAAAAUGCGUGUCUCAGGUCCUAAGCCGAAUGAGGUAACAAUGGUGAGUGUAUUAUGUGCUUGUGCUCACUUGGGGGCACUUGAUAAAGGAAGAAUGAUGCAUCAUUAUGUGAUCGAUAAUAAGUUGCCAUUGACACUGGUGCUAUGCACCUCUCUUGUGGACAUGUAUGCCAAAUGCGGAGCUAUCAACGAGGCGUUUGAUGUAUUUCGUGGCAUUCCAGCAGAACUGAGUGAUGUCCUACUAUGGAAUGCUAUGAUUGGAGGACUUGCAACUCAUGGUUUAGUCAAAGAAUCACUUGAUUUGUUUAAAGAAAUGAAUUUUGUUGGGGUUAAGCCGGAUGAGAUCACAUACUUGAGCUUGUUGCAUGCUUGCGCGCAUGGUGGGUUAGUAAAGGAAGCGUGGUAUUUCUUUGAUUGUCUUGGCAAACAUGGCAUGACUCUCAAGAUUGAGCACUAUGCUUGUAUCGUGGAUGUUAUGGCUCGUGCUGGUCAAAUAGCAAAGGCAUACCAGUUUCUAUGUCAAAUGCCUAUUGAACCUACUGCUUCAAUGUUGGGUGCUCUGCUUAAUGGAUGUAUGAACUAUGGAAUGUUUGAUCUUGCAGAAAUCGUAGGAAGGAAACUUAUCGAGCUAGAGCCGCAUCAUGAUGGCAGAUACAUUGGCUUGUCAAAUGUUUAUGCUUCUGUGAAACGCUGGGAUGAAGCCAGAAACAUGAGAAAAGCCAUGGAGAGGAUGGGUGUAAGAAAAUCUCCUGGUUAUAGUUUUGUGGCGAUUAACGAAAGUCUUCACAGAUUCAUUGCACAUGAUAAAACACAUCCGAGUUCAGAGCUAAUAUAUAUGAUGUUAAGUUUUAUUGUAAGCCAAAUGAAGUGCAGUAUUGACCAUCAAAAUCAAGAAUUUUUCUGUUUAUAUGAUAAUUUUUGGGAUUGAGUAUAAUGCCUUUUAUCCUGAAUUUUUCUAUCUUACUAGUUCUGUUGUUAAGGUUUGGUGAGGCUGUGACGAAGUGGGUCAUUAAAGUGGUUGGUUCCUGGCAGCAGGUGUACGCAGAUUUGUUGGGUUGGCUCUGAUCAAGGGCGAAAUUUAACUUAUGCGCUACCUUCCCCUUGGAGGAUACAAGGGAACCCUAACCACAGGAGGGUUGGGCAGCACAGGAUAGCUUUCUCACAAGACAGACUCCCAAGCCAACCUGGAAGAGUAUGUGUGUCUGUCCAAAUUGAUAUAUCAUAUUCACGAAGGGCUUUUUCUGAAAUAACUUGUGGGGCAAUUAAAUUAUAAAUUCAAUUGACUUAAGUUCAACUCUCUAGCUAAGCAAGUGAUACCUAGAAGAUGAAAGAUGACUUUUUGAUUUAGCUGGUGGCAUAUAAAAGAUUUUCUUCCUUGACAGUUGAAAUAUAUAGUAGAUCACGGAAGAUGAUAUAAUUAGUAGUUAAUAAGAUAUCCUCUGCAACAUUUGAAAAAUCUCAUGUGAUAUUGGAACCCCAACAAUGGCUUUUGUCGCAAUCACAUGAAUAUCGAUAGUUGAAACAUAUAAUAGAUCAUGGGAAAGGAGUAGAAAUAGAAUUAGUAGUUAAUAGGACAAUUUUUACAAAAUUUGAAUAUUACAUAGCUCAUAGCAUUAAAACAAGGGAGAAGGUGCAUUUUUGCCCUUGACAUUUAGUGUGAGGAGCACAUUAGCACUCAAACUAUUUUUAGGCGCAAUUAGAUAUUUAAACUAUCAAAAAGUUAUCAUUUAAGCCCCCUUCUUAGCAGUAAACUAAACGACGUUAAAAGGAGGUGAUGUGGCAAAUAAUCGACCUACUAACGCAAAGAAUCCAAGUUGCAAUGAAAUGAGCAAUGUGUUGAGGCUCUCUAGGAUCAGGAGGAGGGUUUAUGUUGGUUUAACGACACCAAGAUCUGCAACCACGAGUACAUGAUCUUGAGGUUGAAGCAAGAAAGAGAGUGUUUGAUCUCCAUCGUAAUAGCGAGAAGAUGAAUGCAAGGAUUUGGGAUAAAGAUUAUUGAAGGAUUUGAGAUGAAUGAUUAUCAAAUCAAACUCUUGAUUAAAAAUGAAGGGAACCACAUAUUGCUUUGUGGUUAGUGAGUGAUGAUCAAAUUAAAUUCUGGAAACUGAGUAGGACACCAGUUCAGAGAUGGGUUUGUGAAUGCAACUGAGCUGGAACAAUGAGUUAACGAACUCAGUUGGAACAACUGAGUUGUAUAUACUGCGGAUCAACUGGGAUGUAUAUCUUUUUGUUGGUUACUGAUUUUUUGAUUUUUGAAAAGAGAUUCUUAAAAUAGUGGCUAGGUUGAGUUACUGUUACUAUUGCUAUAUAAGGUGAUGGCAUUAAGACUAGUGGAUUUGCUGGUAUUUCUAAAAAAAAUCCCACUUUUUUUCCUUUCAUCUUUCUCUGUAUUAUUUGAGGGUGAUGGAGAACUAAAUCAUUUGGUUAAUUCCUCUUUCUCCAAUCUAUAAAAAUCUCAAAUUAAAGCUUGAGCG
Messenger RNA from Ricinus communis (castor bean), 3317 nucleotides. Its product is annotated as pentatricopeptide repeat-containing protein At5g08305. Bases 140 to 1771 code for a protein of 543 amino acids. The transcript has a single exon. Gene Ontology annotation, molecular function: RNA binding; protein binding. Gene Ontology annotation, biological process: RNA modification. Lineage: Eukaryota; Viridiplantae; Streptophyta; Magnoliopsida; Malpighiales; Euphorbiaceae. The record is from RefSeq and is a predicted model, not a curated record.